AUGACUACUGAACCUCGCACCAUCGUGCUCAUUACCGGGGCCAAUCAAGGGAUUGGCUACGCAGUAGCCCAGGGCCUUCUUGCUUACAAGAGCUACUUCAUUCUACUUGGCUCUCGCGACGCCUCGCGCGGUGCCAAGGCGGCAAAUGAGCUCGAUCCUACCGGUGAAUUCAUCCAGUCCAUCACCAUCGACGUGGCAGACGAUGCAUCGAUACAGCAAGCAGCCGACCUGGUGGAAUCCAAGUACGGCCGACUAGAUGUCCUAAUCAACAAUGCGGGCAUCAACACCGAGAUCGAUAUCAUGAUCGAGCAACAUAAGAAGCAACGGGAAGAGGGUGCAUCUCAGCCUGGCAAAGUUGAUCUUGCUCAGCAGCGCAAGUUGUUCCGGGACGUAUACGACGUCAAUCUCUUCGGCGCGGCAAUGGUCACUGAGGCAUUCACACCACUUUUGGAAAAAUCCACGUCUGCCCCAGCCCGCAUUGUCUUUGUGUCUUCGCACACGGGGUCCUUGGGUCUGCGAGUUGAUUCUUUGGGCGCUGAAUAUGCAAAGUGGUCUCGUCCUUCAUUCCCGGUUUACCGCAGUAGCAAGGCGGCUUUAAACAUGUUGACUUUGCAUUAUGCGGCCAAAUUUAAUGACAAGGGGUGGAAGGUGAAUGGGUCAUGUCCGAACUUGACGGAUACCAACUUUGCGCGUGGGUGGGUGAAAGGUAGACCUGCCUCGGAGUCUGCGGUGAACAUUGUGAGACUGGCAACUCUUUCGACUGAUGGAGAGUCGGGAGUAUACUCUGAUGAGAAUGGGGUUGUGCCUUGGUAG
Penicillium daleae is the source of this 813-nucleotide messenger RNA. RefSeq lists its product as uncharacterized. Bases 1 to 813 code for a protein of 270 amino acids. NCBI's taxonomy places the organism in Eukaryota, Fungi, Ascomycota, Eurotiomycetes, Eurotiales, Aspergillaceae. Gene Ontology annotation, cellular component: membrane. The transcript has a single exon. The record is from RefSeq and is a predicted model, not a curated record.